UCUCACAUGCUUGAUGUCCUUAGUCAGUGUCAUUUUUCACCUCAGGUAAACUGACGAACCUUUGUGGGGUGGUUUUUCACCUUGAAGAGACAAGAGGAAUAGAGAAACAACAUGGAAGUCGCAAAUGAAAGCAAUGUUGAGAAUGGGCGUGAUGCUCAACAAGUGACUAUCCCAAUGAAAUCAAUUGGGACUCCGGAAACACCGGCUGAUCGGGUCCCACCUGGUGGUGGUUUGGUGGGGCGUGACGGCGCGAUGAACGGCACCACAGUGACAGUGGAGUCGAACGGGACAAGCCUUGAUGAUGUACCGGUGUUAUUGGAAGAUAAACAUGAGACGGAUGAAUUUUCUUUCUUCCAGAAAUCAAAGGGCGGAUGUGACAAUCUUGCCUAUGUACAUGAUGACAACCACAAGUUAAAGUUUCAGCAACCAAUCAUGGAUUAUGGUGAUGUGGGCAGCACUUUUAGCGAAGACUGCCAUUUUCCUUCUAGACGAAAUGUCAUCAUCGUCAUGGUUGUUAUGCUGUGCAUCUUGGUUGCUAUAGUCUUCCUUAUGAUCGGCCAUGUUACUGGGAAAAACUCAGCGGGACCGGGAUGGGGCGAAGCAGAACCGACCAGCGCACCAGGACCAUUACCUCCAAAUACACGAAGGCCUUCUUCAGGUGUAGUUACAGACGGCAAGCAUGAGUUUGACUACCCUACAACGAAUGGUGCUGUUGGCAGCAGUCCAGCACCCACACUACCGGAGAUUACAUCUUCUUUUGAAGAUGAAGAGAAAUCGUGCGGUAGUCGGCCGGGUUAUGACCCACCACUUCAUCGCAUCGUACAAGGUGACAUCGUGGAGACUGGGAAGUGGCCUUGGCUGCUCUCACUCCGUAUUCUGGUGAACACCAGCGACGCGGAAAAAAAACACAUGUGCGGAGCUACACUCAUCGCAGACCAAUGGGCAACCACUGCAGCACACUGCGUGGCUUCACCAAAUUCCUUAGGGGCCCUCCUUGACGAGGUUAUUGUCGGUGACACUCACAUCGAAGUCCAAUCUCCCCACCAUCAGCUUAUACCUAUUGAGCGUAUCAUCGUGUACCCUGGCUACAACCCACACAUAUACAUCCACGACUUGGCCCUGCUGAAACUCGCCUGGCCGGUUGAGCGUACUGCUUUCAGUGGGCCGGCCUGUCUGGAUGGGAGUGGAGGCGCUGCUGUGGGCCACAGUAACUGUUACGUUGCUGGAUGGGGGCGGACUGAGUUCAGAGGAAAUGUUUCUCUGGACCUCCUUGAUGCCAAGAUGAAAGUUGUUGACAUCGACCACUGUAUUCAACGCUAUGAAGGUUUCAAGAGGAUUGGAUUCACUCCAAACCAAGGAAGUAUCUGUGCUGAGCCUGCGGACAAUGCUAGAGAUGCUGGUCCAUGCAGGGGUGACAGUGGCGGACCGUUGUUGUGUGAGGGAGAGGACGCUAGGUGGUAUUUAGCUGGGAUUAUUAGUGUGGGUGUCGGAUGUAACUCUACUGCAUUCCCUGUUGUUACGACACGGGUAUCCGCCUACGUGGACUUUAUUGAAAGUACCAUAGCUGGUGAAAGUCCAUCACUGAAUGAUCGUUCAAUGUGUACAGAGUUGACAUCCCAUACAUGCGAUGGUCUUCUUCCGUAUACUUCCGUUUUUACCACGAACCAAUCGGACAUCAAUGCUGUUGCCGAUUCCAUGCUUGCCAUAAACCAGUCGUGUAGUGCGGAGUUUGCAACGUUGGUGUGCUCUCUAUUGUACACUGGAUGUUCGGCUGGUCGGGCGUUGGUACCUUGCAGGGGAUACUGCCAAACAGUAGCAGCCAAUUGUAGCGAGGCUUAUGCUGAGGUGAUGGGCAUCCAGUUCAUGGAUAUAGCAAAAUGUGAGAAGCUGCCGGAAGCCACGGAUCCCGAUCAGAUGAUGUGUUACAAAGACGAAGACUCACGCUGUGGGGAGGUAACCAUGACGCUCAGCCCAAACAGUCACAAGCGACUACAGUCGCACAGAUUCCCAAACCCGUACGGGACCUACCUAGACUGCAGUUACAUCAUCACUGUACCAACCGAUCACCUGAUUCUUGUGAAAACACGCGAGUUGAAUAUUGAGAUGUCGGACUUGUUAGCGAUCGGAAACGGACACGAUGCCAGCAAUAAGUCAACGAUAUUUGCCAUGCUUCGUGGAGAAGAUGAACCGAAGGUACUUUGGUCAGCGGGGAACUUAGCGUGGAUACGGUUCACAUCAGCGGACUAUUGCUCUGAAGAAAAAACUGGAUUUGAUCUUGAAAUACACGCCAUUCAUUCAUCUAAUGCAUCAUUGUUUUGUAGCGUAACCUUCGAUGCUGGGUUAGUUGUGGUUUCUGAUUGGUGGAUUUGUGAUGGCGUCGUUGAUUGCCCCUCGGGAUUGGAUGAGAUGGACUGUCGCGAACUCCCUGAUGUGCUAAAUACAGCAACGUGUGGUAUCCAGACUUCUGUAUCUCCUAGCAGCAUUCAAUAUAGGAUAGUGAAUGGGACUAAGGUUGAGCUAGGAACCUGGCCAUGGAUGAUUUACCUACAGCUGGAUAGGCCGGACGGAUUAGUGACGUGCGGAGCAACACUAAUCGCUGACCAAUGGGCAAUUACGGCUGCGCAUUGUGUCUCAACACCAAAUUCAAUGGGAGUACUCAUCAAUAACGUCGUCAUCGGAGACGUCCUACUGACGGAACCGUCGUCGCACCACCAGAAAGUUGAGAUUGAGAGAAUUUACCCCCAUCCGGGCUACGAUAGGAAGACACUCGUCAAUGACAUCGCCUUGCUGAAGCUAGCGAAGCCGGUCCGGUUUACUCCGUAUGCUCGGCCUGUCUGUUUGGACGAUGACUCGAACAUCAGGGAGAAGUAUUCCACGUGUUACGCUGUGGGUUGGGGGUUUACACAGUUUAGAGGGAAACAGUCCAACCAUCUUCUGGAAGGAAACAUGGUGAUGGUGACAAUUGAAGAAUGCAUCGAAUGGUACCAGAAAUUCCAGGUCUGGGGACUAACAAUGACUGAUAGAGUAUUGUGUCUGAAACCAGCGGAUUCAGUUAUGCCCUCAACUGCGUGUAAUGGAGACAGCGGGGGACCAGUGAUGUGCCAGGGAGCCGAUGGUAGAUGGAACAUAGUUGGAAUUGUAAGCCUCGGUGUACGAUGUUCCGAGCAUCCGGUCGUUACGACUCGUAUCUCCUCCUACAUGGACUACAUCACCAAUGUCAUUAAAGGAGAUCCACAUCCUGCCAAAUGUGAACCAAUCCACUCAGAAACAUGUUCCGGUGUUCUCCCCUACGACCAGACAUUCAGAACCACUGAAGAGUUCUUCGAACCAGUGAUUGCUAUCCUACAAGAGAACGUAACAUGCCCCUCGGUCAACAUGACGCAGAUCAUGUGCAUGACGAUGUUCCAACAAUGCACCGCGGACGGGCGUUCACGGGUUCUCUGCAGAGAGUACUGCGACGAGGUUGUCAGUCAAUGUGAAGAUGUGUAUAGGAACGCCACUGGUAUGCCGCUGAGGGGCGUUGUAGGGUGUUCUUGGUUACCAGCUGCCGGAACGAAGGAUCAGAUGCUUUGCUAUCGAGAUGAAGACGCCCGAUGUGGAAACCAGUCUGAGAUUUUCCUUCAGCCGUCUGACGACCCCACGUUGCUCCAGUCCAAUAACUACUCCGGCUUUUACGGUACUCUCCUAGACUGCAUCACAAUCGUCUCGGCACCGCCUAACCAUCGCAUUGUAGUCAAGGUGCUAGACUUAUCCGUGAAUGAGUGUUGCGAGCCGUUGACGUUCGGUUCGGGCAAUGACGCGCACAACAAGUCAACAACUAUAGCGAGGUUCCUACGGACUGAAGACAUCGUAGAACUGGUUGUGUCUGCCGGUUCAACGAUGUGGAUAAGGUUUUCUACAGCAACUAAAGUAUCGCUAACGCGAGGUUAUUCUUUGGAGAUGUAUGCUGUUAAUGAAACUCUCGUACCAUCCAUGUGCAAUAAAGCCUCCACCGAGUUCCCUUACACCCCUCCUGAUUGGUGGACAUGUGAUGGGAUAGUCGAUUGUCCAGAAGGGGUAGAUGAAGAAGGAUGUGCUACAGCCCCUCCAGAAUACAACGAUACCAUCAACCAAGAUGGUUGCAGUGUUCGUUCGGCCGAUCCGUCAUUUCGUAUCAUCGGUGGUACGGAUGGUGAGAUAACAAGCUGGCCUUGGCUGGGGUCUCUGCGUAGACUGAAGAGCAAUACACACAUUUGUGGAGUGUCACUGAUCGCCCCACAGUGGGCCAUUACGGCUGCGCAUUGUGUCCCUGAACAAUCGUUAAUCAUAGGUUCCCUGAUAGUUGUAUUUGGUGAUGACAAACUGAACGAGACGUCUGCGUAUCACACAGAGACCGAAGUGGAGUCUGUCUACACCCAUCCAGGCUUCAAUUCCGUCACGGUCGAGAACGACAUUGCAGUUCUAAAGUUGGCGACUCCGGUGACGUACUCUGAACGCGUGACCCCGGUUUGUCUCAACACGCCCGUAAGCAUUACGUCGGAUCUGUGUUACGUGGCUGGAUGGGGUUUCAGUAAUACAACAUCAGAGUUUGAGGCAUCAGCGACGCUGCAAGAGCUUAGCGUUUCUCUCAUGACACGAACUGACUGUCUUCAAGCUGUCGGCCAUCUUGGAUUGUAUGGUAUCGUCGCUGAAAACAUAUUAUGUGCCCGUGGUACCAAUGGAGAGAGCCCAUGCAGUGGUGAUAGUGGUAGUGCGUUGGUAUGCAGGACCAAUGAGGGCAUCUGGUACCAAGUAGCCAUCGUUAGUGCAGUAUUUGGAUGUAGAUCACGACCAUUCCCAGGGUUCUACACAAAGGUCUCCCCUUACAUAGACUUCAUAGAAUCGGCCAUGCUUGGAGACCCCAAACCCACUUGUGAGACGCUACAGCCCUCGAACUACACCAGUGCGGUCCAGUACUCCAACACCUACGCCACAUCACAGACGUAUUACCAGGAAUUUCUCAGCCAGUUUGAAGGAACCACAGCUUGCUUUGAGUUCCUGUCUAUGACACUCAUGCCUGGAUGUGAACCACCGCUGGUACCUUGCCGAGACUUUUGUCAGAAGAUGUUGGCCAACUGUAGCGGUGUCUUCAAUACCACUGAGGGGCCAUCCCUAGAGUGGGUGAUAGACUGCUGGUCCUUCCCUGUCGGACCAACCCCAGACACAGUGGCAUGUGUACAUGGCCACGAUGCCAGAUGCAGUACGAGUGCCGACAAUGGUCAACUCAACGUCACCGAAGAUCAACAUGUGAUCUUACACUCGCCACACUACCCAUCGUACGACGCAUCGUUACGCUGCACGUGGACGAUCACAGGACCCAUGACGUCACAAGGACUGCUCUUCAAAUUCCUCUCCUUUGAGUACGCCGUGAACGACCGCAACGUGCUAGCCGUCGGUCACGGUAACAAUCCAGGGAACUUGAGUACAGUCGUAGAGCGAUAUAAUGGAUCCGUCAAUGGGAGACCUCUGUUGGUUCGGUCCAGAGAAGCCUGGGUGUGGUUCUCUACGGUCGGCAUGGCGAUGUGCUCGGAGGACGAGUUGCAGCUUGGUGGAUUCAAGCUGGAGAUUCACGCAACAAAUAUUCACGAUGAGGCUUCACUGUGCAUUGAUGAAUUAGGAGAGUCUGGGAACCUGACCUCGAUGCCUGCGUGGUGGUAUUGCGACACCUUCCCGGAUUGUCCAACAGGAAUUGAUGAGGAUAAUUGCCCACCCCCCUGGCUCAAUGCAUCAUAUUUCGAUGACUCUGUUUCAUGCGGGAUUAAAGGCGUUUGGGAACGUCCAGCAAACCGCAUCAUAGGUGGAUCCCCAUCAUCUGCUGGUACCUGGCCAUGGAUGGUGUCCCUACGAGAUAGUACUAAGAACAAGACACACUGGUGUGGGGCGUCACUGAUUUCUCCGUACUGGGCCAUCACAGCGGCACAUUGUCUAGGUUUCUUCGACACUGCAGUCCUCGGUAGCAUUGAACUAGACAACCCCUCUCCCUACAACGUUGAGAUCCAAGUGAAAGACGUCUACACUCCCAUUGGCGCGCUGGACUUUGGAGCCGUCGAGCAAGCCGAUGUGGCCCUCGUUCGUCUUGCCAACCCUGUGCAGCUUAAUCACCAUGUUAACAUUGCCUGUCUACCAGAAGCCAAUUCUACGGUUCCGCCAGGUACAUUAUGCUACAUCAUUGGAUGGGGGCAUCAGCAGCAAUAUGGUGUAGUUUCUAAUGAACUCCAGGAGGCCGAGGUACCGGUUCUCUCUCAGAGUGCUUGCCAGUCCAUGGCACCAUCUGAUGUGGUUAUGGGAGAUUCCCUUAUGUGUGCUGGUCUCACAUCGGGUGGCGUUGAUACAUGCCAGGGUGACAGUGGUGGACCAUUAUUAUGUCAAGGGACAAACAACAGGUGGUACAUUGCUGGCGUGACUAGUUUCGGCACUGGGUGCGGCAAGCCUAAUAACCCAGGAUUCUAUACGUCGGUGGCAAGUUUUAUUGACUUCAUCUUAGCUGUGGUGAGCGGCGAGGGGGAUUCUGUCGCUAACAAAACUGAAAUAUUCUCGUAGUUACAAAUGCGGUUAUUGGAUCUUGGACUGCUGAUAUAAUCUUAGACUGCUAGUACUUGAUUAGACUGAUGUAAAUAAUAAGUUGGGAUGAGGAAUUCAGUCUUUUAUCUGAAUUCAGACCGUAACAACCACGCACUCACUCAGUCGACCCAAGUUGUCACGUUGCCGAAUGUUUGAGUCGGGCUCGAUGUCUGACGCGCCACACAACUCUAUCCUGCAUACAAUUGAUUAGCUUCUCCUUGAUGUUAACUCCUGCAACCAAGUAACAGAUUUAUAGAGACAUUCCACCAAUCUCUGCUGCUGUUGCUCAAUGCAGAGUCUGCUUUGUUGACCACUGCCAUCGUGCUCAAGACCAGGUCAUACCUGAUGUGCUGUUUUGGAGACCCCAUGCGCUAAUGGAGGACGUAGACCACUCAUCGACAUGAUCGGUAGAGACCUUCCAAUCAUGAUGAGGGAUAAACACCUCUGGCGUGCGUUGUACAUGGAAUCUCGAUUGCGACCGCUAAAUAAUGAUGUGACCAUGUGAUCAAGAUGCGGUAUUUUUUUCCAAAUUAAAUAAGUCGGGCUUUUGGAUCUACUUAACUUGUGCUGAGGAUACUGUUUCCAGAAGCUACAUCAACAUGAUCGGUAGAGAUACGGAGUCUAAAAUUGAGGAACUUCCAAACAUGAUGAGGGAUAAACACCUGUGACGCGACGUUGUGAAUGGAAUCUCGGUUGCGAUCGCUAAAUGAUGAUGUUACCAUGUAAUCUUGGAUCUACAUGUAUGUGUACUUAUCUAGUGCUGAGGAUACUGUUCCCAGAAGCUCUGUGGAAUCUAUAACUCCAGGGGUUAUCAAAAGGUGGACAUGCCAUCAUGGCAUCAUUUCUAGCUUGCAUGCAUAACCCCUGCCACAACAACCCUGCUGAGAAGUGGUCUUUGUUUGAUGGGCCAUUCUCUUCGGAGACCUGAGGUGCCUCUCGCUACCUUCUUAAAUCCACAAAACCAGCCAUCUGAACCCUUUCGACAGUGUGGAAGCCUCCGCUGCACCUACAUAUCUCAGGUUAUAGACGACCUCAACGCCAUCGGCCUACAAUACGAUCAAGCUGUUCAAGCUGCCCAGGAUCGGCCUGGAUGGUUCAGACGAGGCUCUAACAUUGGACAAACCCGUGGUCACAACGUCUCGAGCCGAGUUUGGCCCGAGUAGCGUCAACUAUAUAUAUAGCUUGCGUCAGUCUACUGACGAUGACCAGAGCAAGCUAGUCAAAACGUUGAGACCGAUUAAGAACUCACUCUCCGCGGUAAUGAAGUUUAUAACAAUAAGUCCACAUCAACCCACACUGUAUACGACCACGGAGCACUGCCAGAGAUCGAAAGUGAUUUACUUUUCUGGAUCGAGAAAAACCGGGGGAGUGCCUGGAGAGUGGCAUAGUAGAUACCCAAUGCACAACUCUACUCACACUUAGCUUGGAAUCGAACCUGGGGCACAGUGGUGAGAGGAAAGCACUUUACGCACUGUCCAUGUACAACUCUGCUUCAAAUGUCUUCAAUAUUUGCAUGUAAUUUUUUUGUUUUGCCCGUACCACACUAUAUCAAGGAUGAGAUUUCUCAAGAUAUUUCCUGGCCUCAGGAUUUCCUAAACAUUUUCUUGAGCCUUCAAAUUUUCUUUAAGGAGUAAAGUGAAAAAUAAAAUUUCACAUUGUAUCCAAAUAAUGUUGUGAACUGUUUCUGGUGAUGCACACCCCUGGAGUUAUUAAAACCCAGGCCUAAAAGCCAAUUUUGAGGAAUUUUCACUUUUGGCAGAUCUUCCUGGCUACAUAUGUCAGCACUGGAUUGCAUUGGUGUUGGUCAGGGUCCUAUUUCAUAGAGCUGUUUAAGCACAAACAGCAGCUAAGCACAACAAAAGUAUGCUUACCUGAAUAAGG
Molecule: messenger RNA, 8460 nt
Organism: Asterias rubens (European starfish)
Lineage: Eukaryota; Metazoa; Echinodermata; Asteroidea; Forcipulatida; Asteriidae
Exons: 31
Coding region: 112-6558 (2148 amino acids)
Biological process (GO): proteolysis
Molecular function (GO): serine-type endopeptidase activity; protein binding
Source: RefSeq, a predicted model, not a curated record